Chlorella variabilis is the source of this 1539-nucleotide messenger RNA. RefSeq lists its product as hypothetical. The transcript is spliced from 15 exons. Gene Ontology annotation, cellular component: membrane. The record is from RefSeq and is a predicted model, not a curated record. Gene Ontology annotation, molecular function: glucose 6-phosphate:phosphate antiporter activity. Bases 1 to 1539 code for a protein of 512 amino acids. Gene Ontology annotation, biological process: phosphate ion transmembrane transport; glucose-6-phosphate transport. Lineage: Eukaryota; Viridiplantae; Chlorophyta; Trebouxiophyceae; Chlorellales; Chlorellaceae.
AUGCUGCAGAUGCGAUCUCUCGCGCUGCGGCCACUGCUGGUGUCCAAGGGGCUGGGCAUGGUUGCGGCAGGGCUGCAGCAGCGGCGCAUGCGCGCCGCGCUAGUCAAGGCAGCCCAGGAGGAGCCAGACAACGGCGAGGAGGUGGCGGCGCCAGAGCCGUCCGCCGCCGCCGCCACGCCGCCGCCGCCAGCCAGCCUCAGCGAGCUGCCGGCCUAUCCGCCAGAGUUUGUGCGGCGCCGCCUCAUCACCUUUGUGGGCAUCGUGCUGGGCUACAGCUGCUUCUACCUGACCCGCAACUCCCUCACCUACACAGCACCCGUCAUGGUGGCGGACCCGUCGCUCCCCAUCGGCAUGACUGAGAUUGGCACCAUGACCUCCAUCUUCCCCAUUGCUUACGGCUUCAGCAAGUUUGUGAGCGGCGUGCUGGGCUCCCGCACCUCGCCCACCAUGCUGCUGGCGGGCGGCCUCAUGGCCACCGCCGCCCUCAACGUCGCCUUUGGCUUCUCCACGUCCCUCGUCUGGUUCUGCACCUGGUGGGCGAUGAACGGCAUGCUGCAGGGCGUGGGCGCGCCCUGCUGCGCCCGCAUCCUCACCUCCUGGUUUGCGGCCAAGGAGCGCGGCACGUACUGGGGCAUGUGGAACAUCGCACACAACAUGGGCGGCUUCCUGGCACCCAUCCUGGCGGGCACGGCAGCAAAGAUGUACGGCUGGCAGUGGGGGAUGUUUGCGCCCGGCAUCGUGGGCACAGCCAUGGGCCUGCUCAUCCUGCUGGGCGUGCGGGACUCGCCGGAAGCAAUUGGCUACCCUCCUGUGGAGGCCCGCAAGGAGGCGCCUCCCAACGCCGACGGCAGCCAGGCGCCCAAGGAGAGCCUGGUCAGCCUGCUGGUCAACGACUGCCUCAAGAACCCGUACGUUGUGGGCCUGGCCCUGACCUACUUCUUCAUCUACGUCGUGCGCCAGGGCGUCACCUCCUGGUUCGUCUUCUAUCUGCUGCAGGUCAAGGGGGUGGCAGACGCGGGCGCUGCCUCGCUGCGCGUGUCCGGCCUGGAGCUGGGAGGCCUGUUUGGGUCGCUGCUGGCGGGCAAGCUGAGCGACAUGCUGAUCAACAACUCCCAGGGCAGCGGCGGCAACGUGGGCAAGCGCGUGGUCAUCGCCUACACGCUGGGCAUCGCCGCCAUGCUUAUGGCCUUUGCCGCGGUGCCCGCCUCCAUGGGCGCCAUGCAGUGGGCCACCGUCUUCAUGAUCGGCUUCUUCCUGUACGGGCCCCAGAUGAUGAUUGGGCUGUGCGGCGCGGAGCUGGUGCGACCGGAGAGUGUGGGCGCCAGCCAGGGCUUCCUGGGCUGGGUGGCCUACCUGGGCGCCGCCAACGCCGGCAUCCCGCUGUCCAUCAUCGUCAAGGACUACGGCUGGGGGGCCUACUUCACAGCGCUGCUUGCUGCGUGCGGCGCCGCGGUGCUGCUGCUGGCGCCCAUGAUUGGUGCCAAGUCUUACAUCCAGCUGGAGAAUGAGCGCAAGGCUGCGGCCGCCAAGCUGGCGUGA